GCUAUACGACAUGUUCAGACCAUGUAUGAAGAGGCUUAUAAUGAUUACCUGAGAGACAGGGAAAGGGGGAACGGGACUCUCAUUACCUUCCACUCAACAUUUCAGUGCUGUGGAAAAGAAAGCUCUGAACAGGUCCAACCCACAUGCCCAAAGGAGCUUCUAGGGCCCAAGAAUUGCAUUGAUGAAAUUGAGGCCAUAAUCAGUGUUAAGCUCCAGCUCAUCGGAAUUGUUGGUAUUGGGAUUGCAGGUCUUACGAUCUUUGGCAUGAUAUUCAGCAUGGUUCUUUGCUGCGCAAUACGAACCUCACGAGAUAUGAUAUGAAGCUACUUCUACAUGAAAAUUGCAAUCUAGAGCCUUCAUACGGCUGUCACCGGAACUGUCUCCUGGCUCAUUUUUAAUAUUCAAAGGACAUUAGGAUCUAAAAUAAUAUGCUGUUAAUUGUACAUUUGCACAUGUAUGUAUGUUUGGCUCAUUAUUCGUUUACCCCUUGAGUGAAUGCUGUGUAUGUUGACAGAGAUUCACGUGUGGUCUGUGUGUUUCUGGUGUAUGCAUUGUACAUAAUGAAAUCUGUUUGCUGGAAAUUCCUGGUUCUUAUUAUAUCAGAGGAACAACCUAUUUGACUCUCAGAAAAAGAUCAUCAAACUUUGAUAAACUUUAGAAACUUGGCUAUUCAGAAGAAAUGAUAAUGGGUCAUUUUCUCAGAUUCUAGCCAUAGAAAGUUAGAUACAGAGAAUUCAGGAUUUCUGCUUAACGGAAGCAAUAAGUUACAGGACUUGAGAGAUGAUGGUGUAGUGCUAAAAUUGACUACAUCUGAGUUAGGUGUAAGGGUUUCCUGGGAUUUUUUUAUAUACAUACUCUACCCAGAACACAGUAAAACACAGUUUUAGAACUAAACACAUCUGUAAAACUAAAUAUAGCAUGGAAAAUCUAAUUUGAAUAAGUCAUACUUUCCUAGUAUUUAAAAACAAAAAACUCCCUCUGAAAGGAGUGAUCACACAGACAAUCAUGUGCCCUAUAAAAGUGAGUGUUUUUAGGACUUUUAAAAAAAUACCUUUUAGUAACUUUUUAAGGAAAUUUUUUGUUCUUAUAUAAAUACAUUUAAAUAUUACUUUAUAACUUUCUUUUUCCUGACUCUGCUCUGAACUACAGCAGCCCUCCAUGAACAAAAGGGCUUUUAUCUCAAAUUUUUCCAUGUUUCUCCAAAUGUACAGAUAGAAAGACUAAAGCAAGAGAUCUGGCAGUUGCAAAUAGUGGGAAAGAGAAUUUUUACUGGCACUGCAUCUUUGAAAUACCUCAUAACUUGAGUUUACAUAUUUUCCUAAUUUUUUGUAUUUUUCUUAUUCACCUAGAGAAUUAUUCUUCAUAGAUUUUGACCUACAGUUUUCACCCCUUAAGAUAAAACAAAAUUCUUCCUAAUUCAAACAUUAUAUCAUAAGCAUCCUUGGCCAAACCAAAAGAAAGAAAAGCAUCUACUAGUUGUGUGCACAUAGCAGAGACAAGCUAAGAAAAUUAAAAUACACCCACAGAACAGAAAUAUUUUUUUCUGUGUAAAUCUCCUAUAAAAAUAAAUUUUUCAUAUUCUUUAUGGUCUUGAUGCUUCAAUUUAGGUAGGUAAACCCAAAUUUAGAAUCUAAACUUAUAUGUUUGUCAAUUUUCAACAACUUAGUACAUUUAGUAGAUCAUAGAGGGGGUUUUUUAUUACACUUUAAAAGGCCACACAAAAGUGAAAGUACUGGGGACUUUGGAAACCAUGUAAGUUCCUAUGCCUGUGAGAACACAAGUCUUUGGGGAUGCACUAAAGGAAAGCGUGCACUCCCAAGAAACUUUUACAAAACGUUUUGCUGAAAAGACUUAACCACUACAAAUAGUCUUAUUGGCAUAGAGAACCACACUUCUCCUGCCAUACUUGCUACGGCUACGAACUUUGGAGGAAGGUUUUCUGGAAAAAAAAAAAGUCAGAUUGGAAGCAAGCUAAAAAUUUAAUUGUACAUGGCUACUUCACUGUGUCUAUAGCUAAAGAAAAGUUUAUUUUAACAAAAUCACUUCAUGAAAUAGAUGUUUAUACUCCAGUAGGUGAGAAAUGUAACCUUUUAAGCAAAGAACAAAGAGCCCAUCUCUCUUCAUGGCUGUAGUUCAUCCUCUACCUGAAGACAGGCCCAAGUGCAUACGUUUCUUCCACCUCAGAAUCGUCUCUGAUUCAAACACACUGAGUUUCAUUCUAUACCUGAUUAACAACCUUAAGAAGACUACAAUACUUAAAAGUGGGGGAGUGGAGAUCUGUUCCAUCUAUGGUUAAUGUGUCCCUUUGGGGAGUAGUUUUUCCAAAAUCUGUGCCAUGAGUAAAAUUAGAGAAUUCCACCUCUGAGUGAGGGCAGAUUUUUAUAUAUCGUAAAUCUAUAUAUAUCUUGAAUUCCUAUAUAUCUUGAAUCUAUAUGUGUCUUGAAUCUAUGUAUCUUGAAUAUAUAACUCUUGAAUAUAUAUACAUAUAUAACUUGAAUAUAUGUAUGCACGAGUGUGUGUGAAUACAGACAUAUUCAUGUAUACAUAUAUGGGUACAUAUAUAUAUAUACAUACACACACAUAUAUAUAAAUUUUUGGUUAUAUCUGUUUAUCUGAACUGAUUUGAGAUCAGACCCAAAUAUAUUCUUAAGCAUCUGGUACCAAGGCACUGAAUUAAAAUUUCUUGAUGAACUAUUUUAAGUUAUUUCAAAUUAAAUUUUCUAUGUACUGGAA
Molecule: messenger RNA, 2733 nt
Organism: Leptonychotes weddellii (Weddell seal)
Lineage: Eukaryota; Metazoa; Chordata; Mammalia; Carnivora; Phocidae
Source: RefSeq, a predicted model, not a curated record